This is a messenger RNA of Lodderomyces theae, 1365 nucleotides long. NCBI's taxonomy places the organism in Eukaryota, Fungi, Ascomycota, Pichiomycetes, Serinales, Debaryomycetaceae. The record is from the annotation of a RefSeq genome assembly.
AUGACUUUAAUUUAUUUUAUAAUUUCAUCAACUACAUCAGUAAUAAGUAGAACAUUUAAAGGUAUAAAUAAAUCUAUAAUAUUAAUAGCUAGUAUAUUAAUAGUUAUACCUACUUUAUAUGAUUGAAAUGAGUUAGAUAUAUAUUAUACAACUGAUGGAAUAGCAGAUAUAUUUAUAUUAUUAACAGCAUAUUUAUUACCAUUAUCAAUAAUAUCAAAUUGAAAUAAUAUAAAAUCAACAUUAUAUUAUGAAUUAGUAUUUAAUUUAGGUAUAAUAUUAUUAAUUAAUUUUAUGUGUCAAGAUAUGUUAUCUUUCUAUAUUUAUUUUGAAGCUUCAUUAGCACCAUUAUUUAUAUUAAUAGGAUUAUAUGGAGCUAAUAAUAGAGAGAAAGCAGCAGAUUAUAUAUUAAUAUAUACAUUAUUAUCAUCAUUAUUUAUGUUAAUAGCUAUAGCUGUAUAUGAGGUAUUAAUAGGUAAUACUGAUUAUCAAGCUGUAAGUUUAUUAGUUUUAUCAUUAGAUUUACAAUGUAUUUUAUUUUUAGGUAUUUCUAUAGGUAUUAUGGUUAAAACACCAUUAGUUCCUGUACAUACAUGAUUACCUGUUGUUCAUUCUGAAAGUCCAUUAGCUGGAUCUAUGUUAUUAGCAGGUGUAAUAUUAAAAUUAGCAGUAUAUGCAAUAAUACGUUUAAUAUUACCAACAUUAUCAGAUGCAUCAACAUUAUAUACACCAGUAGUAUAUAUGAUAUGUGUAAUAACAAUAAUAUAUACAUCAAUAAUAACAUUAAGACAAACAGAUCUUAAAGUAAUAGUAGCAUAUAGUUCAAUAUCACAUAUGGCUGUAUGUAUAUUAGGUAUAAUGUCAAAUAACAUAAUAGGUAUAAGUGGAAGUUUAAUAUUAUCAAUAGCUCAUGGUUUUGUAUCACCAGCUUUAUUUAUUAUAGUUGGAGGUAUUUUAUAUGAUAGAUAUCAUAAUAGAUUAAUUUAUUAUUAUCAAGGUUUAUUAACAUAUAUGCCUAUAUUAGCUAUAUAUUUAAUAAUAUUAAGUUUUUGUAAUAUAGGAACACCAUUAUCAGUUAACUUUAUAGGUGAAUUAUUAUCAUUAGCAGGUGCAUUAAAUCGUGUACCAGUAUUAGGAGCAUUAGCAUUAAUAUCAGUAUUAUUAUCAGCAUCAUAUAUGUUAAAAGUAACAAAUAGAUUAACUGGAGGUAUAAAAACACCAUAUAUAUCAUUAACACAUGAUUGUACAUUUAGAGAGAGUGUAUUAUUAAUAUCAUUAAUUAUACCAACUAUAUGAUAUGGAUUAUAUCCAAAUGGAAUAGCAAAUAUGAUAUGAUCAAUACCAAAAUUAUUAUAUAUAUUCAUUUAA